Messenger RNA from Trachymyrmex cornetzi, 1288 nucleotides. RefSeq names its product RNA polymerase I and III subunit C (gene Polr1C). The record is from RefSeq and is a predicted model, not a curated record. NCBI's taxonomy places the organism in Eukaryota, Metazoa, Arthropoda, Insecta, Hymenoptera, Formicidae. Gene Ontology annotation, biological process: DNA-templated transcription. The transcript has 8 exons. Gene Ontology annotation, cellular component: RNA polymerase I complex; RNA polymerase III complex. The coding region runs from base 70 to 1173 and encodes 367 amino acids. Gene Ontology annotation, molecular function: protein dimerization activity; DNA binding.
GUUUGGCGUGAUUUGAUGCUUUGCUUUGGCAUAAUAGAAAAGCGACCGAUAAUUGGGUAGUGUUAAGACAUGUGGUUGUUCUCUCAUUCCAGUUUGAGAAUAUUUGAAAUAUCUUUUGGUUGCCGAAGUAUAAUUUAUAUAACAAUGGAGAAUAAUCAGGAACCGCGUUGGAUUAUGAAAGAAUAUGAAAAUUUUGAGGAAUAUAUGUGUAAUAGGACAGAUAGAUCAAUGACGCUGGAGAAAUUUGUAAAGAACCUGAAAAUAAAUAUAGUUCAAGAACAAGAUCGAGAAAUAGAAUUUGAUAUAAUUGGCUGUCAUAUUUCGCUAGCUAAUGCAUUUCGCAGGAUAUUACUGAGUGAAGUACCAAGUAUGGCUAUUGAGAAGGUUUAUAUCAUAAAUAAUACUAGCUUGAUUCAAGAUGAAGUACUUGCACAUAGAUUGGGGCUUGUACCUCUUCGUGCAGAUCCUAGAUUAUUCGAAUAUCCUCCGAACGACAAAAAAACAGAUGAUACAGUCAGUGAUAAUGAUACUCUAAGAUACGAGUUGAAAGUUACGUGCAGUAUGAAUCCACAAGCACCUAAGAAUUCUCGUCUUCCAGAGGAUAUGUACAAAAAUAGCAAAGUUUACAGUAAGGACAUUAAAUGGGUACCAAUAGGCCGGCAAGCAGAGAUGUUUAAAGCGGAACAAAUUGGUAUUUUAGAAAACGACAUAUUAAUAUGUAAAAUGCGUCCUGGUCAUGAGAUCCACUUGUUUAUGCAUGCAGUUAAAGGCAUUGGCAAAGAUCACGCUAAAUUUUCUCCCGUAGCUACUGCGUCAUAUCGCCUCUUACCAGUCAUUCAGCUAAUUAAACCCGUGAAGGAUCAAGACGCGGAUCUUUUGAAGAGCUGUUUCAGCCCUGGCGUGAUAGAAGUAGUAGAACAAGAGACAAACUCAGGUCAGAAGUAUCGGGAGGCGCGUGUUAAAAAUGCCCGUUACGAUAGUUGUUCCAGAAACGUCUAUCGUUACGAUCAACUAAAGAAUUGUGUGGAAAUGAGUAGGAUAAAGGAUCAUUUUAUCUUCACCAUAGAAUCUGUGGGAACAUUACCACCGGCCGUGCUAUUCACAGAAGCCGUUAAAGUACUCCAGAAUAAAUGUAAAUCAUUUCUCGCAGAGCUAGCAGACAUAGGAAACUAAAUUUAAGUAAAAUAAUCUCCUUGAUGAGACAAAAAUUAUGAAAAGUGAUAUAAAAAAUUGAUCGUCGAGUAAUCGUCGCUUGCUCUUGUGGACAACAAUAACAAGACCAUGCAAG